Solenopsis invicta (red fire ant) is the source of this 834-nucleotide messenger RNA. RefSeq lists its product as uncharacterized. Gene Ontology annotation, molecular function: nucleic acid binding. Bases 1 to 834 code for a protein of 277 amino acids. The record is from RefSeq and is a predicted model, not a curated record. NCBI's taxonomy places the organism in Eukaryota, Metazoa, Arthropoda, Insecta, Hymenoptera, Formicidae. The transcript is spliced from 2 exons.
AUGGGCUCUUUGCCUACCAGUCGAGUCACUGUCUCUCGACCCUUCUACCACUGCGGAGUAGAUUACGUCGGCCCGGUUAUAUUGCGAGAAGGCAAAAGGCAUAAUGCACGUAAUCACAAGUCCUACAUUGCCGUUUUUGUUUACUUUGCCACUAAGGCAAUUCAUAUUGAGUUAGUCAGUGAUCUAACCACUGACGCUUUCCUCAGAGCGUUCAAGCGUUUCAUUGCUCGACGAAGUCGACCCUCUAAUAUGUAUUCAGAUAACGGCACCACUUUCGUGGGAGCUCAGAGACAGCUCAAGGAAAUGUACAAGUUCUAUUUAAGUCAGCAGACACAGGCCGACCUCGAGCGGGCUCAUUUAACAUUUGAGGAAAUAUCCACCGUAUUGUACGAAAUAGAAGCGAUUCUUAACUCGCGGCCGAUUACUCCGUUAAGUGAAGAUCCGAACAACAUGUCAUAUAUUUUUCUCGGACACUUCCUAGUCGGCACCACCCUUAACAGACUACCUCAGCCUGACCUGACUGACGUCAAUGAAAACAGGUUAGUCCGCUGGCAAAGAGUAGAACAGCUCAGACAGAACUUUUGGCGAAGAUGGAGCGCGGAAUAUUUGCAUUCUUUGCAAGAACGAAACAAAUGGAAGAGCAACAAGGGCAUUCAACUAGAGCCUGGUCAACACGUCCUCAUCAAGCAGCAAAAUUUAGCCCCACUGCAAUGGGCGAUUGAUCGCGUCCAGGACGUUCAUCCUGGUCCCGACAACGUUGCGCGCACCGCGACUGUUCACACCUUCAAGGGCUCUUUCGUCAGGCCUUUUUCCAGGUUUGCGAUAUUAAUAUAA